GAUUUGUGUGGUUGCAACAUUCAUACCCUGUUUUCUGAAGCAUAAAUUAACUUAGUUGAUGGCUUAUGGUAACAACGACUUCGAACACUAAUUUGGUCCUCAUACAUUCCUGGGUUCUCCUCUUGUGGGCCAAAUUUGGGUGGUAUUCAGAGUGUAAUGAUAUGCCACGUUGACAACAAGGCGACGAGCCUUCAUGGAUAGCAGGGACUUGUCCUUGACUUUAUCUUAGCAGAGGUUGAAACCUGAUUUUAGUACUUACUGACUGUUUCUUUUUUUCAUUUGGGCCUCACCCUACUUGAGUACUCUUUACCAUGGUCAAGCUGAGAAAAAUUUCUGAAGACCAUAGCAAAUCAUAUGAAGGUGCAGAGUCAGCACAAAUAGGUCAAUGUUGAAGGAGUAGUUUUCAGAGAUAGUUCUGAAGGUUAAAUCAGAGAAAUGGUUGUUUGGUUGAGAUGAUUAUAGAUGUCUAAUCUCUCAGAGCCCUCAAAAGAAGAUGGCUCAACCGAUGUUUCAGUUGUGUUCCAGAAAAGUGGACCUUGGAAUAAGGCAUUAAGCUCCUUUAUGCACCAUGCUUCAGUCUAUGGUGUGGCCGCUGGUUAUUGCCUAUCAGCAUCCCUGCUCUCCAUUAUCAACAAAUGGGCAAUUAUGAAAUUUCCUUACCCAGGAGCACUGACAGCACUGCAGUACCUCACUAGCGUUGCUGGAGUUAUCCUAUGUGGACAGCUAAAGCUUAUUGAGCCUGAUGGCCUGAAUUUGUGGACCAUGUGGAAGUUCUUACCUGCUGCUGUGAUGUUCUACAUCUCCAUCUUCACGAACAGUGAACUCCUGCUGCAUGCCAAUGUGGACACUUUCAUCGUGUUCCGGUCUGCUGUGCCAAUAUUUGUGGCCAUUGGAGAGACGUUGUACCUUCACCAACCUUGCCCAUCAUUCAAGACAUGGCUCUCACUUUCCACUAUACUUGGUGGAAGUGUGAUCUAUGUUUUCACAGACAACCAGUUCACUGUGACUGCUUACAGCUGGGCAAUCGCCUAUCUAGCGAGUAUGUCUGUUGAUUUUGUAUAUAUCAAGCACGUCGUCAUGACCAUUGGGUUGAACACAUGGGGACUUGUUCUUUACAACAAUCUCAAGGCUCUGAUGCUGUUCCCCCUUGAGAUGCUUAUCAUGGGAGAAUUUGAUCAGAUGAAGGUCAACAGCUCUAAAAUGACAAACUGGCUAUCAUUCGAUGUCAUUCUUCCUGUUGCUCUGUCGUGCCUUUUCGGGCUAUCGAUAUCCUUUUUUGGGUUCUCCUGCAGACGGGCCAUUUCUGCUACUGGAUUUACAGUGCUCGGUAUAGUGAACAAGCACCUGACUGAACGAUGAGGAGGAGCAGAAAAAUGUUUCAUGUCCAGUAUCAGUGUAAUCCCAAUUCCAUUAAGUGUGCAUGCCUUUUGUCUGCUAGCUAUCAAAUAUCAGCAAGCGAGUCUGGUGAUUUGCAUGCUUUCUC
This is a messenger RNA of Brachypodium distachyon (stiff brome), 1483 nucleotides long. Its product is annotated as GDP-mannose transporter GONST3. Gene Ontology annotation, cellular component: Golgi apparatus. The record is from RefSeq and is a predicted model, not a curated record. NCBI's taxonomy places the organism in Eukaryota, Viridiplantae, Streptophyta, Magnoliopsida, Poales, Poaceae. Gene Ontology annotation, molecular function: antiporter activity; GDP-fucose transmembrane transporter activity. Bases 463 to 1359 code for a protein of 298 amino acids. The transcript is spliced from 2 exons.